AUAAGCAAACGUGUCGACUGCAACUUGAGCGGUUCCCGGUACCCGAAGAAAUCGACAUUCGUCAAAACUUUUCGUCAACAUCGUGAGAAAUGAGAAAGGCGACGUUCCUUUUCGGUUUAAUUGUGUGGUGUUUCGUCAGCGAUGUGCAACCGACAGGACUGAUGAAUCUUGUAAAGAAUGCGGUGGGCAAGACGAAAUGCGGAUUACACAAGCUAGGAAACGCCAUAGUUCAGCACGAUCACAAACACGGAGAUCCUUGUCUUUCUACCGACGACCAUAAAGUGCCAGAUUCGAACGGUUCCAACUCUCUAGACGUUGUCGGAAGUACCUCGGAAGUUCCGGAAAUUGACAUCAGAGGUGGCGGACAAUCGACGUACGCCACUGUACCUCCCGGAGGAGGUGGUUCGUUAGGCGACGUAGAAAUGGUGGAGAAUAAUAAUACAGAUGUACAGAACAUUACGCUGGGUGGCAGGUUUUUGACCAACGUGCCCUGCAAAGGAGAAUUGAAGAGAAUCCACUCGAAAUGUGUGAAGGUUUACCAAAACUCUCCUUAGUUUUGGCUGCGCAGUUUAUAUUUCCCGCCUUUGCAAAAUAUGAUAAUGUGAAUUACAAACGUAUCAUGUAUG
Messenger RNA from Cylas formicarius (sweet potato weevil), 626 nucleotides. RefSeq lists its product as uncharacterized. NCBI's taxonomy places the organism in Eukaryota, Metazoa, Arthropoda, Insecta, Coleoptera, Brentidae. The transcript is spliced from 4 exons. Bases 90 to 554 code for a protein of 154 amino acids. The record is from RefSeq and is a predicted model, not a curated record.